UCUUUCGCUCGCCCAAACGUGAACGUGUCAACUCAACGCUUUUGUUUUCCCUCGAGUUUUCCUUAAUUUUGGCCAUAAUCCGGACGAGAUGGUGGAUGACAGUACCCGGAAAACGCUGAGCAACAUUCCCCUGCUGCAGAUCCGCGCCGGGCCCCGCGAGAAGGACGUGUGGGUGCAGCGACUGAAGGAGGAGUACCAGGCGCUGAUCAAGUACGUGGAGAACAACAAACAGUCUGGGAGCGACUGGUUCCGGCUGGAGUCCAACAAGGAGGGCACCAAGUGGUUCGGAAAGUGCUGGUACAUGCACAACCUCUUGAAGUACGAGUUCGACGUGGAGUUCGACAUUCCAGUGACGUACCCAACCACCGCGCCGGAGAUCGCCCUUCCGGAGCUCGAUGGCAAGACGGCGAAGAUGUACCGCGGCGGCAAGAUCUGCCUGACGGAUCACUUCAAGCCCCUGUGGGCCCGCAACGUGCCCAAGUUCGGCAUCGCCCAUGCCAUGGCACUGGGUCUUGCUCCCUGGCUGGCCGUGGAGAUUCCGGACCUCAUCGAGAAGGGCAUCAUCACGUACAAGGAAAAGUAGUUGACUAAAGCAUAGAUGAAAUAACUGGAAACUGGCAACAAAACAAUGAACAAAGUUUGAUAUGAAAGUCA
Drosophila biarmipes is the source of this 654-nucleotide messenger RNA. RefSeq names its product ubiquitin-fold modifier-conjugating enzyme 1 (gene Ufc1). Bases 89 to 583 code for a protein of 164 amino acids. The record is from RefSeq and is a predicted model, not a curated record. Gene Ontology annotation, molecular function: UFM1 conjugating enzyme activity. Lineage: Eukaryota; Metazoa; Arthropoda; Insecta; Diptera; Drosophilidae. The transcript is spliced from 3 exons. Gene Ontology annotation, biological process: protein K69-linked ufmylation. Gene Ontology annotation, cellular component: cytoplasm.